GCAAAGCUGCGCAGCUGUUUUGCGGCAAACUGAAAGGAGCCGGUUGGGGAUGAUGGCUAUUUACACUAGUUUGUUCAUCUAAAAACUGUACUUCCAUAGAGGACUUCUGUUUUGUAAGUUGAAAAAUGGUUUGAGAACAAGAACAACUUUUACUCUUGGUUGCCCAUACGACGAGGACCCACGACUAAAUUCUGUGAUUCUGACUUUUGCGGAGCUCUUCUGAUAGCGAAGUAAACGUGCAAUGAUGGCGUCGGACGUGCUAAAGUACGUCCUGAAGGAGUGGAUAGGGGAAUACGUGACUGGAUUGGAGAAGGCUGCGCCCGGGGAAUUCAAAAAUCUGACGCUAAAGGUGGACCAGAUCAACGAGGACCUUCAGGAAUGUCAAUCGCCGCUCUAUUUCAAAGAUGGUACAACAACUUCUACAUCUUGAUCUUGACCUGUGUGGUCUGCAGGUUUGUCAUGCGAGGAGUUUGUUCUUGCACGUAUCGUACUAAAGAAGUGCCCUUCCUACUACACCUAGAACAAGUAAUCAGUGCUGUCCAAACAAAUAACACUGUCUCGUCACCAGGCAAACUCGGGGACCUCCGUAUCCAAGUCAACUGGCUGGGGACGGUCAGUUUCGAGCUGGAAAAGCUCUCAUUCGAAAUCGGGUUGGAUGCCAUGAAGGUGAUGAAAAAUGCCAUGGGCGUCAGCAAUCAGCCGUCAGACGACGAAGCAGCCAAAAAAGAGGCUGCGGAGAAGGAAAAGAUCUUGUACCUCGUAAAGAGAAAGCUUUUGCUUCAUUGUUGUUUCCACACGCUCACGCUCUACGAGAAAUAGUAUAGGGACUGCGUAAUUUUUUGGAUGCAUGGUGUCCUCGCGUGUGCAGUGAGUUCUUGCGCAUGCUGCUUUCCCUACGUUGAACCCCCUUUGAUUUGGCCUUCGUCACGAAACUUAUCAGGGCGUAUGGAAAGCAAAACGCUAAGCGGGCCCAUUUUUGCCCGCGGCACGACGACAGUUCCAAGCGACAGAAGGGAAUCGCGAAGACCGUCAGUUGCAAGGAGUGCAACACGCUGUUGCAAACAAAUUACAUCGACUUUGCGUACUGCCCACCCUGCUCGCAGAAAACCCAAAAGUGCAUGCUGUGUGGCGAGCAAGGCGCGCCCCCACCGGCAGAAGACGCGGUCGAGAUGAAAAAAGAGCUGAAAUUCGUCGCUGCAGCGAGCUCGGGUAAGUAUGUCAGUUUGAUGAUGGAUUUGAGAAGAGCAUGGCUCGUUUCGUUUCGAUUUUGAAUAAUGCUGAUAUCGGUGCAAAUCUUGGGAAAUAAUAAGUAAGUUCACAACUCCUACCAGCCCCUUCCGCACCGGGUGCUGAGUUUGCCGGGCGCGCACUGGCGGAGCGUAUUUUUGGGAAAGUCGCAGCGGCGGACGGGAGCACAACCGCAUCCUCCAGCCGAGGACCCACGAGCGAGGAAGAGCCAAAUGGUGUUUAUUCUGGCGGACAGAAGAAAAGCUCCGCGGAAUCAGGAUCUGCUUCUUCCUCGGCCUGGGCCUCAACAGCCACGCCAAGAGGUGGUGUGAGUGGCAACGCGGCGGAAGUAGAUCUCCGAAUGCAGGCGUCUACUUCCAGCAGUUCGUCGAGCACCGCGGGAACCAGCAGACCAAGAGCCUCGUCUGCUUCUGCUUUCGCGCCGUACGCCGAGCAGAUACAGGGCACGCUGCGCACCGCACUCGGCGACCAGAGUGCCUGGCUGCCACAGUGGAUUUUGGGCACCAGCGCAGACGCAGAACCCAGAACCCCGCAGCCCCCGAGCACUGGCACGGCUCCCGCACGACCGCCGAGCAAAACCCAUGCGCGCGUGCUGUCCGCGUUGCCGCCGGUUUCGGACGCGGUGCCGAGCGAACUAGCGGACUCCUCCGGCGCCCCGCGGUCGGCCAGCAAGCCGCUGCACAGCGCCAUCGGCGACCACGAGUCGAUUAGCCCGGAGUACAGUCCCUCGAAGGAUCCGGUGCGAAAUAUUUGGAUGUCGUCCACGACCAGCACGAAAUACGAGCGCGAACUGUAUCCGGACGAGCACCAGAAUCCGCAAACAGGAGCUGACGGAGUGUUAAAUGCAGAUCCGUUUUCCUCUCUUUCACAGCCCGCGGGGACAUCGGAGACGCCGGACUUCGUUUCCUCCGCAGACGCGUACCUGAAGAACUUUUACAGCAGCAGUGGCACGACGGCAACAUCUUUCUCCAGCGAUUUGUACAACAGCUCGAGCACUAGUUUCUCGAUGGGCUUUUCCCUCGAUCCUUACGGAGCAGCUCCUGCCGUUCCUGCAACAGCAGCAGCCUCGUCCUCGUCUUACGACAGCUACGCGUCGGUCCAAUUGCUCGGUGACGUGGGAGAUCCGGUUUUGGACAAUCCGUUUGCCCCAAGGGAAGAGUCUGGGUCAGCACUUUUCAACGCCAAUUUCUUUGGAAGCAAUAGCGGACCUUCCUCCUCCAGUUCCUCCGGCUUCGGCGGGCUAGGUUUGAUGUCGAAUCAAGACAACUUUUCCGACAACGAGCGCCAGAAUGCACUCGCGGCGUUCCGCAACGGAACAGGAGGAAACGAGGCCGAACAGGAAGAGAACGCAAGGAAAAGCCAGCUGGAUUCGAGCUAUGCCGCGGCGAUCGAGCGCGCCCUGCAGCGCGGCGGGGUCGACGAUGCAACAAAGUUACAGACGAUCGCAGAAGACGACGCGGAACAGAUAUCGCCGAUGGGGGUGAGACACAAGAAACACUCAACUAACGCAGGCGAUGUUGGUUCAUCGCAACAGCAUGCUGAUGCUGUGCUGAACUAUCGAAGAGGUAGUGGAAGUUCGGCAAAAAGUGGUGGCAAGCGGGAAAAGAAGGAGAGUAGCAGUAGCAAGAGCUGGCAAAGUUCCAUCGCGUCUUGGACUGCGAAGUGGUCGUCUUAAGCCCUCGCUUCAGUGCGGAAAAUUGUCAUUCACGCAGGAAGAUCCAUAACCAUAUCUAACCUUCCACGCUGCCGCUGGCAGCCGCCACAGGCGGAUGCAGGCACGACUGUCGGCAAUGCGACGGUGUUCAUACAGUUGAGUUCCACGCUCAGUUUUUGCCGGUCUUGUUGCAGAC
This is a messenger RNA of Amoebophrya sp. A120, 3098 nucleotides long. The record is from the annotation of a GenBank genome assembly. Lineage: Eukaryota; Dinophyceae; Syndiniales; Amoebophryaceae.